Messenger RNA from Ctenopharyngodon idella (grass carp), 1020 nucleotides. Its product is annotated as vomeronasal type-2 receptor 26-like. Gene Ontology annotation, biological process: G protein-coupled receptor signaling pathway. The transcript has a single exon. Gene Ontology annotation, molecular function: G protein-coupled receptor activity. The record is from RefSeq and is a predicted model, not a curated record. Bases 104 to 985 code for a protein of 293 amino acids. Lineage: Eukaryota; Metazoa; Chordata; Actinopteri; Cypriniformes; Xenocyprididae. Gene Ontology annotation, cellular component: membrane.
CAUUGAAUGGAAAUAACAUUUUAACCUUGAACAUUGUGCUAGAUAUUGCAAAAGCUGUGUAGGUAACUUUAAAAAAUAUGUGCAAUUAGACUCUACAGAGUGUAUGAGAUGCCCAGAGCGGUUCUGGUCAAACACUGAAAGAACAAGGUGCAUCCCAAAGGUUGUAGAGUUUCUGUCCUUGCAAGAUACCAUGGGAAUUGUCUUGACAGUCUUAUCUGUCACUGGGGCAACACUGACAACAACUGUUCUGGCUGCUUUUUUCCAUCAUCGUGACACACCACUUGUGCGGGCUAACAACUCAGAGCUGAGCUUCUUGCUACUGGUGUCGCUUACCCUCUGCUUUCUAUGCGCCCUGGUUUUCAUUGGCCGCCCUGCACCAUGGAACUGCAUGCUACGUCACACCCUGUUUGGAGUGAGCUUUGUGAUCUGCAUCGCCUGCGUCCUUAGUAAGACUGUGGUUGUGCUCGUGGCUUUUCGAGCCACUCUACCUGGAUCUAACCUGAUGCAGUACUUUGGGCCCAUCCAGCAGAGGGCAGGCAUCUUCCUUUGCACGAUGGUUCAGAUUGUCAUAUGUUUGCUGUGGCUGCUGAUGGCUCCCCCUCUGCCUACAGAGAGUGCAGGUGAGCUUGGCGCUCGAGUGAUCCUGCAGUGCACAGUGGGAUCUGUAGUGGGGUUUGUACUGGUGCUGGGGUACAUCGGUCUGUUAGCAGUGGUCUGCUUCCUGCUGGCCUUCUUUGCUCGAAAGCUCCCAGACAAUUUCAAUGAGGCUAAAUUCAUUACUUUCAGCAUGCUGAUCUUCUGUGCUGUGUGGAUUGCAUUUGUGCCGGCGUACGUCAGCUCACCGGGGAAGUACACAGUGGCUGUGGAGAUUUUCGCCAUUUUGGCUUCCAGUUACGGCCUGUUGCUGUGUAUAUUCACCCCAAAAUGUUACAUCAUUCUGCUUAAACCUGAGAAAAAUACAAAAAAGAACAUGAUGUCCAGAUAAGAUGAACAAAUGAAAGACUUAUGUGGCAAGACUUA